Aspergillus glaucus CBS 516.65 is the source of this 1641-nucleotide messenger RNA. RefSeq lists its product as uncharacterized. Lineage: Eukaryota; Fungi; Ascomycota; Eurotiomycetes; Eurotiales; Aspergillaceae. The coding region runs from base 1 to 1641 and encodes 546 amino acids. The transcript has 2 exons. The record is from RefSeq and is a predicted model, not a curated record.
AUGAGUGUCCACAAUCCCGUUGACGAGGACCAAUACCGCAAAGAGGUCCUGUUACACCCGUCCGAGGAAUCUGAACUAUCCAGCAACCAGAAACUACUCGAUGAGGCGCACCAGCUGGGUCUCAAGAUUCCUGAGAUCGAAGUGACCGCGUCGCUAACAGCGUCGAUCGCCUCGGGCUUGGUCGAUUUAUCCUCUUCCUCCCCAGUCCUGUCGUCUGGCUCGUCGACCGGUCGCAAUUCGGUAUGCGAAAGGCCAGGGACCGCACACCAGCAACAGCAAGGCCAACAACAAGGUCAACAAGGUCAACAGCAGCAGACUCGGUCCCAGAACCCGCAUGCGCACCAGCAUACGCACCACGAAAUCCCCCUCGAUCAGAUCGCCUCCUCCCUCUCCGAACUCACCGUCUCCUCCCGGCCGGUCAAAUCCGGUAGCGUCCGCUCGAUCGCAUCACUGUCCACACGCCCUACAUCAUACUGCUCGAGUGAUGGAAAGCUAGCACCCGCAGGUAGUGAUGGAGCCAUCGCAAAACCUGUGCAUAAUAACCGGCAUUCCAUGAUAAGCCUGACGCCGGGGGAGAAGAAGCAAAAACGCAGGGAGUCUCUUAGAUCCGCGAUUGACAAAUUCCCGUUCCGCAGGAAGCGGACUUCCUCGGCUGUGUUUCUCCCGCCCGAGGCUCAGAUUACAGUUAUCAAGGGAGAGCAAGGGGAUGAGAAGGUGUAUGUGGAGUCAAAGACUGGUGAAGCACAGUCGUCGCAACCUACCAGCGCUCCGAAUAAUGCGGAGGAUUCAGUUAUGAAGCUUGAGAUUCCGGUUUUUGAUCAUGAGUCGCUGCAGAGGAGUUUGGUUAAUGCGGAAAUGGUGAAAAUGCGCGAGGCGCAUCGGUUGGAGAGGAAUCGGCAUGCCACGUUUCAAGCUGCCUUUAUGAGUCGGUUGCGAAGUCGCCAGCAGGCUUCGGUUGCCGAUCGGUUGUCGGAGAAUAAGCGCACCGAGGAAGAGAAGCGCGAAAAGAACACUGCCAAUGCCAUCAAGAUGGAAGAGCGACAACUCGCUGUUGAAAUGGAACAGCAGCGCGAAUUCGACCGGGCUAAACAAAAUGCGCGCACGCGCAUAAAGCACAUGGAAGGCUACUUCAACAACCGAAGCCCCCCAUCCUCACCGGGUUCCGGCUCCGAAAAGCUCAUUCUACAACGAAAAUACACAAGCCAACAAAAAGCCCAGCUGGCGCAGGAAUACCACGACCACGAAACAAUGGACCAACUGCAUGAAGCUAAGAUCAAAGUUCUCCGCGAGCGCCAGGAACGCCGCCUACAAGAAGCCAUCGAACGCUUCGAGAACGAGCUAGACGCUAUGAUCGACAAGCACGCGGAGGCUUUCUCGGAACUACAAAAGCAACACCAGCAGGAGGAAUCGAAUGUCUUGCAGGGCUUCGACGCUAGAAAGACUAAGCUCAUGCACCGCUGGAAUCUGGAGGAGGCUAUUCUGCGCCGCAAACUCGAACAACAGCAUGGACAACCUUAUGGUCCUCUUCCGCCAUUGACGUUCAAUGAUUCGCAUUACGAGACACGAGACUCGGCCUGCUGCGUUGCUGGCAGCGGUGAUGAUGAACAGAUGCACCAGAAGGGAGAUGGAACGAUGUUCUAA